AAUUGGAAUCAAAGCUGUUAACACAAGAAGAAGAAAAAAGGAUUGAGCUGAAUUUCUCAACCACCGUGAGCGUCAUCCAUGGGACGUGGUGUACGCGUGCGGAGAUUUUAGCUUUUUUUUUAAUAUACAAUAAAAUUAUUUUAACAGUGUCUAAGGAAAGGAAGGAGCGAAGGAGUGGGAGGCGCCGUUUCUUCAACCUCUCUCUCUUUUCUGGGUUUUACAGUCAAGAGUUUUACCAUAUAUCAUCGAUUCUUCACGGAUUUCUUAUAUCUAUACGAUUUCUCUGAGAUUCUGGGAAACUGCAAGGACAACGGCCUCGAUUGAAAGUCAAGCUGCAUAAUUUUUUUCAUCCUAUAAAGUGAAAUCAUGGGGCCCUAAUUCCCCAUUUCCCUUAUGAGGUUAUGUUUGGAUGGUAGAGACAUUUUGACUUUCUCUUACAAUGAGUCCACGAAGAAAUAGCAUUACCAAGCAUCAGCGAGCUGAGAAAUUUUGUGGCCAAGGGCCAAACUGGAUCCUCAUUGCAGGGGGGGCCUUGUUGAGCACAUUGUCUAUUCGCUUUGGGUACAAGCUUAAGCAGUCGCUUGAUUUGAAACCUCAAUCGAAUGGCUCUGCUGGUUUAAAAGCCAAUGGAACAUCUGAGAGGCAAAAAUCUGUAGGUUGUUGCUUGCACUUCAACACUUCUUCCUGUGCACAUAAUAGUGAUUGUUGUUCUUUCCGCUCCAUUCCAGGAACUGAGAAUGUGGAGGGAAAAGAGGUGAUAGGCCAGCAAAUGGUAUCCGCACCUGACACUUCACUGCCUCUUGUGACGGUUACUGUUCCAUCGUAUAGCAAAGAGAAUGGAGUCAUGUGGACAUCUUCUCCUGAUCGCCUGGAAUUGCCCCCGAAACCAUACAAUCACCAAUCGACCUGCUCAGAUUCUCCUUGCGUAUCUGAAACCAGCUCAGACAUCUUCAGCAAGCGAGAAGUAAUACAGAAACUGAGGCAACAGCUGAAGAGACGAGACGACAUGAUAGUGGAAAUGCAGGAACAGAUUCUAGAGCUGCAAAACUCGUACAACGCGCAGAUUUCACACUCUAGCCAUCUCCAGGCACAGCUAGACGCAAUGAACAGAGAUCUGUUUGAAUCAGAAAGGGAAGUCCAGAGACUAAGAAAAGCGAUCGCUGAUCAUAGUGUGGGAUGCGCAGGUAGCAAUGGCAAGACAUCUCCUGUUGCACCUUGGAGUGGCCAUGUGAACGGGUUCAUAGACAGCGAAAGCACCUAUGAGUCCCCGGAGAAGGGAGUAAAGGACGGAGAAAGAGUAGAGAUGUUGAGAAAGGAAGUGAGUGAGCUUAAAGAGGUGAUAGAUGGAAAGGAGUAUCUACUUAGGAGCUAUAAAGAGCAGAAGAUUGAGCUUUCACAGAAGAUCAAAGAGUUGCAGCAGAGAUUGGAUUCACAGCUGCCAAACAUAUUAUUGUAGGGUUAAGAGUUAGGGCAUUGUGCAUUCUUGCUUCUCUUCUUUUUUGGUCUUGUUAUCUUCGGAUUCUUCUCCUUUUUCGAGAAAAUGGAUCUAUGUCCUAAGAUCUUUGGAGUCUCUCAACUCUGGAGAUGGAGAUUUUCAGGUUCUUUUCUA
Eutrema salsugineum is the source of this 1609-nucleotide messenger RNA. RefSeq lists its product as uncharacterized. The transcript has 4 exons. The record is from RefSeq and is a predicted model, not a curated record. Bases 440 to 1456 code for a protein of 338 amino acids. NCBI's taxonomy places the organism in Eukaryota, Viridiplantae, Streptophyta, Magnoliopsida, Brassicales, Brassicaceae.